Naumovozyma dairenensis CBS 421 is the source of this 1647-nucleotide messenger RNA. RefSeq names its product Rsc58p (gene RSC58). The transcript has a single exon. The record is from RefSeq and is a predicted model, not a curated record. NCBI's taxonomy places the organism in Eukaryota, Fungi, Ascomycota, Saccharomycetes, Saccharomycetales, Saccharomycetaceae. The coding region runs from base 1 to 1647 and encodes 548 amino acids.
AUGUCACCUGAUGAUCUUUUGGCAGAUUUACAGAUUGUUUUGAAGGCUGCUUCUACUAAGUGUGAUGUACUAGACGAAAAAUUUCCAUCAAAAUUCUAUGAAGAGAUUCCAGCCAAAAUAUAUGAAUCAUACUUCAAGUUUAUCAAGAAUAGGAGUAACUUAGAAGGAGUGCUUCGAAAUGAGGACAAAUUGGCAUUAACCACUAUAAAUGAAAAAUUUGACAACAAGGAAUAUAUUCCAGAACAACAUGGAAUUUACAAACUAUAUCACGACAUCACUUUAGUUUGUAUCCUAUUGAUCCACUACUAUCCACAGGGGACUAAAAACUAUUAUAUGGUUGACAAAUUCUACCAUUUUGCCACCGAGCUAAUUUUAAGAGAAUGUUAUAAGCUUGGUAUGAUAAUAGAUGCCAACGAUGAUAUUGACUCAACAGAUACUAGCACCAAUACAGAGCUUGAUGAUGUUAUCGGUAAGGAUUUUAUUAAGGUUUCAAUGAAUUAUAAACUUCCCUUGACCCAGACGUAUCAUAUUAAGACAAAAGAUUUGGAUCUUUUCUCAUCUCUCAUCUCAAAAUCCAAUCUAGAUAAGAGACCCCAUGAAUUACCAAAUUCAAAUUUUGAAAUAAAUAACGUUAUACCGCAAACAAAUGUACAAGAGGAAGCACCAAGAUUAGGUUUUGUUGCAGCCAAUACAAGUAAUAUACCUGAUCCAACUUUGACUCCUACGACCAUGUUGACUAAUUUUAGUCAUCCAAAUUGGUAUAACUUACCCACUACUACUUGGUUAAACUAUGAUGAUUAUAAAUCAUGGGCACCUACUUUAAAAGAAGACGGAACUGUCGUCGAUUCUACGACCCGUGGUAUAACGUGGCUAAAGAAAGUUGCUUAUAUGAAUAUCCUAAAGGAGAAAAAAAUAGUGGAAGAGAAGGAAACUUCGGAAGAAAAAUUGGAUAAAGAAGAAACUAUCAUUGAACCUGCAAAUACUGCUGAUACUACAGUUGCUGCAGCCAUCACUAAAACUACCAAUACUCCAGGUACCGCGGAUGCUAUAGAGACACCUACCAACACUGUAAAUACGCCAAAUAUUACCGGCAGUACAAAUAAUACUACUACAAUAACUACCGAUACGACAACUAUUAAUGCUAGGAAAAUGGAAGGUGAUAUGGGAGCCGGAGCUGGAUCUGAAACUAAAAUGCUAGACAUGACUGAAGUAAAUGGAACUAAACCAACCCCAGAUGGUAUAGUGGCGGAUAACGCUGCCGACAAGGAAACGAGCGGUAAAUCAGGUAAGUCCAAGGUUAUCAAACUAGAGAAUCUUUUCAACUGGUCACCAUCAAACUAUCUAGGACAAGAUGAAAUAGAAUCUUUUAAAAACGGCAGACAAGAAAAAUUAGUCAAUGAAACAUUAUUGAAAAUACAAAACUUACGUAAAAAGAGAGUAUCAAAUAGAGUAACUAAGCCUACAGAAGAAGAAACUCAAUUAUAUCACAAAGCUAAAAGAUUGAUGAAAGAAAUAAUACUGGCAAAACAAGUUUCUGAUUUUUUUCCAUCCUUAUGUAAAUCUUUCCCGAUAGUUCAAGCUACCUAUAGUGGUAAUAUUCCUGUAAUAAGGGCACAACAUGCAAGGAAAAGAAGACACAGGAAAUGA